Mytilus californianus (California mussel) is the source of this 1094-nucleotide messenger RNA. RefSeq lists its product as uncharacterized. The coding region runs from base 46 to 870 and encodes 274 amino acids. The transcript has 6 exons. Gene Ontology annotation, cellular component: plasma membrane. NCBI's taxonomy places the organism in Eukaryota, Metazoa, Mollusca, Bivalvia, Mytilida, Mytilidae. The record is from RefSeq and is a predicted model, not a curated record.
UACACUUGAUCAUUUCCGCUCACUUCAACAAUUAUCAAAACAAAGAUGGGCGACGAAAGAGAAGGUUUAGAUUACAUAUAUGUUGGCUGCUACGAUAGGCGUAUACGAAAGAGGUUUGAUUACAAUUAUAAAGAGCCCGAUCGGGAUAAUAAAAUGUCUCCAUUAGUUUGUGUGAAACAUUGCCAACCAAUAGAGCGGAGUAAGGUUUUUGGAAUAACGCGUGGUGACAUGUGCAUGUGUGGAAUAUUGUACCGAAAGUGGCAUUUUCCAUACACCUUCGAUACGCUCGAGCGUUAUAAAGAAAACAACACUGAAUGUAACAUUGAUUGUUUUGGUAAUAGAGGUGAAAAGUGUGGUGGUAGUUCGACUUAUUCCAUGUACAAAAUUUUAACAGACACAAGUUCACCAGUGCCAACUUCAAACCCAACCACAGCAUAUGCACAAGGAAUAACUACUGAUGAUUUAAAUACAACAUCUUCACCAAUCAAGAAUGGAAGAACAACAGAACACGGAAUAAAAAAUAGUAUUGUUGCAGGUGUUUCAGUUGGAGUUGCUUUAUUUUUGAUUUUGGUAAUACUACUCGUGUUGAUUAGAAAAAGGUCAAAGAAAAAUGUUUCAAGAACUUUGCAAUCUAGUUAUAAUACAGAUGAAUCAGUGCGAUAUGACAACGUUCCACAGUCUAUACAGGGGGCCUACAGCCCAUAUGCAACGCUUACUGUUUCUACUGUUUCUAAUGAUUGUUCGACCUAUGACGAUUUAAUGCCCAAAGAAGUAACAUAUGAAAAUACCGAAACGAUGGCGACAAACUAUGUAGAAUUGGCUAAAAACACAGAACACAAGUCACGAAAGAAAAAAAGACGAAAAAGAUGAUUUAAGUAUAAGAUAUACACGUUCUAGCAGUGACCAGCAGAUGAUUCUUUUCCAAGGAAUUUAUAUCUAACAUUUUCAACUUUCCUUUACUUGUUUUAUAUUUUGAAAUCUUCAUAUUUUUCUGGACAAUGGAUUUAAAAAAUUGUCGAUCAAGACCAGUCCCAUGUUUGUCAAUAUCAGAGAUUACAAUACAUGAACAUCUCAAAUACAUUUCUAACAAAAUA